CUUCCGGUGUUAAAGACAAAAACAGAUAGAGAAGCAUCCCAGCGGUGAGAAGAGGGCAGCUCGUCGACUUGGAGAGGGACUUGACUGUAGAAAGGUGGGCAGAUAACGUCAACCCAGGAGAGCAGAGAAGACCCCUGGAGGAGACCACCACCACGCGCACCGAGUCAUGGUGAAGAUCAGCUUCCAGUCUGUCGCGGGACAGAAAGUGGAAAAGGAGAGCGAUGGCGACAAAACCGAAAUCCUCAUCCCUCAUCCGCUGGACGAGGAGGAGCUGGUCCUACCUCUCCGGCCCAAGAAGUCUCCGCUCAACGGGCUGUGCUGCCUGACGUUUGGUCUGGUUGUCUUCAUGGCCGGUCUGGUCCUGGCCUCCAUCUACGUCUACCGCUACUACUUUAUACCUCAUAUCCCAGAGGAGAACCUGUUCCACUGCAGGGUUCUUUAUGAAGACUCCAUGUACGCCCCGCUGCGUGGGCGUCAGGAGCUGGAGGAGAAUGUCGGCAUCUACUUGGCUGACAACUAUGAGAAGAUCUCUGUUCCCGUACCUCACUUCGGAGGCAGUGACCCCGCUGAUAUUAUCCACGACUUCCACAGGGGGUUGACAGCCUACCAUGACAUUGCUUUGGACAAGUGCUAUGUCAUUGAACUCAACACCACCAUUGUGAUGCCUCCUCGAAACCUUUGGGAACUUCUGAUCAAUGUCAAGAAGGGAACGUACUUGCCUCAGACCUACAUCAUCCAUGAAGAGAUGGUUGUGACUGGCAAAGUGCACAACAUGCGUCAGCUGGGACCCUUCAUUUACCGUCUGUGCAACGGGAAGGACACGUACCGUCUGAACCGCCGCGUCACUCGCAGACGCAUCAACAAGCGCGAGGCAAAGGACUGCCACCACAUCCGUCACUUCGAGAACACAUUCGUGGUGGAGACGGUUAUCUGCGACGAAGCAUAAACAUGAAAGUCAAGUCAAGUGUCACUCCACCUGCCCAAAAGCACAUCUCCAGUCACUUCCCCAGCCACUGUAGCACCCUCCUGUGGAUCUGAUCAUGUCUGAGUCGCACUUUACUAGUGAUUUUUGUUGAAAGAGGUUUUCUUUUAUUUUCAUUUAAUUACCUGUCUUGUUUUUUUCUACUUCCUACAGGUACUACUAACACUAAAAUGUGAUGCAAUACUAAGCUGAUGGUUCUAUCACAGGAUUUUCCAUGUAGCAAAGUCCUUAGGCAAAUAGCAAAUUAUACAUUUUGAGACCUCCUCUUUUGGGAUUUGUACAAUGGUUACUGUUGUUGGGGGAGAUGACUGUCUCCAUGGGUUGUCAAGGUGACUGUACUUUUGUUUUUUCUCCUCCUCUGGAGAUAACCUUUGGUCUCUUCGUUCAGUAAGACCGUGCAGCCGCGCAGAGCAUGAAAUCCUGCUUCUUUGAGUAAGCACUAUCCAUAAAUCAAACAGUUAUUAUAUUUUAUUAUCUCUCAUCAUCUCUAUAACUAAUCCAUAUAACUACUGCUGACUAGUCGCUUGCUUGCAUCUUUACCCUCUUGCCUGCCUGUUGCUUUCUUGCUCUUCUUUCUGUAAUUAAUUUCCUAUGUAGAAAGCAUCAUUCCCAGUAGAAAUUAGAGAGGGUUGCAUUGGUUACAUACGUACCAAUAUUGAAGCACUUUUUUUGUAUAAUAUAAUGUAAACUUGGACCCACAUUUAGUUACAAGUUCCCUUUUUUCAUCAGCUUUCUUUUAUUUGAGCAAUACUUAUGUACUCUCUUCUUCACAGCAUUGGUGAAUCAUUUAACAAUGUCUUUGUUUUCCCUUGCAUGUGUUUAUCUAUAAGAACAAAAACAGCACUGUUAGAAUGUUUUGUAAAACAACGUUAAAGCCUUAGUCCAGAGUCAGAGACUGGACUAAAGUCAAUACUACUGAAGGAGAGAAUAAAUUAUAUGACAUGUUAGUUAAACUAAACCAACUUUGAUCUGUAUAUUUUGUCUGCCAAUGAAAUCUGUCUGUGAAUAAAGUAGUGAAAAAAAU
This is a messenger RNA of Sphaeramia orbicularis (orbiculate cardinalfish), 2006 nucleotides long. RefSeq names its product integral membrane protein 2Ca (gene itm2ca). Gene Ontology annotation, molecular function: amyloid-beta binding. Gene Ontology annotation, biological process: negative regulation of amyloid precursor protein biosynthetic process. Gene Ontology annotation, cellular component: plasma membrane; extracellular exosome; Golgi apparatus. NCBI's taxonomy places the organism in Eukaryota, Metazoa, Chordata, Actinopteri, Kurtiformes, Apogonidae. The transcript has 6 exons. Bases 167 to 946 code for a protein of 259 amino acids. The record is from RefSeq and is a predicted model, not a curated record.